Messenger RNA from Aspergillus ibericus CBS 121593, 1374 nucleotides. RefSeq names its product RNA polymerase II mediator complex subunit MED27 domain-containing protein. Bases 124 to 1161 code for a protein of 345 amino acids. The transcript is spliced from 3 exons. The record is from RefSeq and is a predicted model, not a curated record. NCBI's taxonomy places the organism in Eukaryota, Fungi, Ascomycota, Eurotiomycetes, Eurotiales, Aspergillaceae. Gene Ontology annotation, cellular component: mediator complex.
CUACCAUCUGAAGAUUGACUGAAUAGAGGAAGGGCACGUUGGGUCUUCAUCUCAACUUGAUCUCGACUUCACAAUCACUCUGCGACACUCUUCCUGUCAUUCACUACCUUUAUUGCACAUAAAAUGGCGUCUGCACCAAAACAAGGCCAAACCCUUCCUAGAAUGCCAGUCGUGGUGCCUAAUAUGACCGCCCCAUCGAAUGACCUGAAGCUCACUGCGGGGGGAGCUAGCAACAUGAACGAGAAUGCCAAUGACAGUACAAACGAAACGACCCCUGACGUAUGGGAUACCGAAAUGCAACUCGUCUCCUCUCUCGCGAAGCUCCAGAAAAUGGAAGCGAUGAUCCACCAACUUCGGACUCUGCUCCCCGAGCGUCUUCUGGAGCCUCUGGCACCAAUUGUCAACCCCAAAGCUGCGGCGGGAAGACCGGCCCCUAAGUCGCCGCAGAUGCUGUACGAACAGCUCGCUCAAGCAUCGCGGGCUGGCGUCUCUGAAGUGCAAGAGUUUCAGUCGAUGUGGCGCAGUCCUGAGAUGAAAGCCGUCUGGGAUCGGAUUGAUGCUCAGAUCAAAGAAAACGGCGGCCGCAUGCUGCAGCCAACGGGCACCUGGGAGCAAGAUUAUGAUACGAUUCUAGCGGAGCUCCGCAAAGAAGAGCAAAUCCAGAGUGAUCAGCAGCAAAGAGCCAACGAGGAGCUGGAGCGCUCGAAGAUUCAGGCCACCGAGGGUGGGUGGAGAGCGAUUGUCGAGGGUUUUGCCCAGAAGAACGUGCCCGGGGUGCGGGUUCUGCCUAGCCAGAACGAAGCGGCCGUCACGGUUGUGCUUGUGAAAGCUGGUAUGGCGCUCAAGGUUGAUGCCAUCGCAGGACAGGAUGGGAACGGCGUUCCUGACUGGCGGGUCUCAACGAAGACGCAGCAGGGACAGACACCGUCGAAGCUGGAGAUCGCGGUGGUGCAAUGCUUGAAUGCUCGUCCGCGACAAUGGGAUCUGCAUUAUCUACUGGACAUGAUAUCAUCCUACUCGAAUAUCAAGCAAGCACCCUGUUUGAAAUGCAACAGAAUGACCGACAACACGGCCACCCUUCCCACAAUUCGCAAACCAUCUUCAGUUCCUCAGCAGGCCACUCCAACUUGGGAACCCUAUCAUCAAGCUUGCAUCGCAUGAUAAAGAGCGGUAGUAAGGUCCGUUCUCGUGCAGUUCGACACUCGUGCUUGCACAAACUCGCCUCCCCGAUUAUCUGGAUACCACUGCAUGUCCCUCACUUCAUCUGGGAUUAUGUUUGUUGCCCUUGCAACUCCUUGUUCUCAUCACACAGAGCUUUCACUUUAGGCCAAUUGUGAUUCCACCUUUUGACCAAACAGGGAUACAACUUUGCCU